This is a messenger RNA of Vigna unguiculata (cowpea), 1325 nucleotides long. RefSeq lists its product as uncharacterized. Lineage: Eukaryota; Viridiplantae; Streptophyta; Magnoliopsida; Fabales; Fabaceae. The record is from RefSeq and is a predicted model, not a curated record. Gene Ontology annotation, cellular component: nucleus.
UUCAUGUUUUGUGGAGGAACAACCUUAACUUUUUCCUUCGAAUGCGCCGCCACACCACGACAUGGAAAACACCGCUCGCAGAGUGACGCGUGGAGCCCACCCAUCGACUCAUUCGCGCCAUUUCGCUUCUCCCGCCACCUCAGCACUUCUUCCAUCUUAAGGAAAACCUCAAACUACCCUUCCCGAAUUCUCACACUGCGUACGUGUCACGUUCCCACUGGCUAGCACUUGCAUGGCUCAUGCAAAACAUAAAUUCUAUAUAUACAAACACACUCAUCUCUCCAAAUCUUUGCCUCCAUCGUCUCCACACAGAACCAUAACCUUCAUUUUAUUCGCUGUUUCAGAUCCAAUUAAAGCAAACUCAAUCAUCGAUUCCAUAACCAUAACUGUUUCUCGUGUGAGCGAUUGUCACCUUUCUUCAAAACCAAAAGCCAUGAGCCCUUCACACUUCCAUUCAAAGAGAGAAAUCACCUCCACCAAUAACAAAAACACCACCAAUGGAUUGCUACCACCACCUUUGAAAAUCAGCAAGGAAUCUCAUUUCAUAAAAAAAUCGUCACCACAAUCCUCAUCUUCAUCGUCAUCAUCAAUAUCAUCCUCCCUGGUUAACACUGCAAUGCCAGCAUCAUCGUACAGACCGCAGCAACAACGUCACCCUGUCAUCAUUUACACACAUUCUCCAAAAGUUAUCCACACUCAACCUAAGGAUUUCAUGUCAUUGGUGCAAAAACUCACCGGCCUCUCUCGUUCGGAUUCAGAGGACGAGGAGGAGGACGAUGACAACCCACCGCCGCCGCAACAACAGUUGAAGCAGGAGUCCGGAGGUAGCCUUGCGGCGGUGAUGGGAGACAAGGAAAGUGAUAGAGAAAGUAUGAUUAUUGUGAGAAACGAGGAAAAUGAGGCAUCGUCGGUGCUGACCGAAGAAAAUAAUUGUAGCAGCAGCAUGGGAGAAAACCAAGUUAACUCGUGUUUCAUGGCAGGGGAGGGACCGAUUAUAGAGCCUCCGAUGACCCCUUACGUGACAAUGAUGGCGGCGCCGAGCUCCACAAAGUUCGUGUGUUCGAGUCCGCCAUUGAUGAAUUACUCAGAUUCUUUGUUUUUCUCACAUAACUUGAGGACCUCUAUUCCAUCACCGGCCACGUUGGAAGGGACGAAAGACUUCCGUGACCACUGAUUAUAGUUUAACCUUUUUUUUGUUUGGGUCAAUAAAGGUUCUAGUUUUUCAGGAUAGAACUUCGUUUUUUUAAGAAUUAUAAAAUGGUUUUUGUCUUUUGUAGAAAAGUUGUAUCUACAGGUGUUUUUACAGUUGUUACUUUAAUACCCAG